CCCGCCCCCAGGCCGCGGCUCUUUCUGCGAGCGGGCGCGCGGUCGAGCGGUUGUACGUGGGGCUUGUGGCGCGUGUCUCGGUGGUGGCUGAGGAGAAGGCCCGGGUGGCGCCGUCGGGAGGCGAUCGGGCAGCAGCCAACCCUGCCUCAGCAGCGUCCCGCACGCGGCAGGCAGCAGCCCAGGAGACGCGUGGCGGCGCUCGGCCUCGCGGCGGCGGCGGCGGCCCAGCCGUUGGCGGCGAGUGGGUCUGCGCCUGCGCGGCGGGCCCCGCGCCCCUCCUCCCCCCUGGGUGCCCCCGGCGGCGUGUGAAUGGCGGCCUCGGCGGCGGCGGCCUCGGCGGCGGCGGCCUCGGCUGCCUCAGGCAGCCCUGGCCCAGGCGAAGGCUCGGCGGGCGGCGAGAAGCGCUCCUCCACCUCUUCGGCCGCGGCCUCGGCUUCUGCGUCGUCGCCCGCGGGGGGCGGUGGCGAGGCUCUGGAGCUGCUGGAGCACUGCGGCGUGUGCCGGGAACGCCUGCGACCGGAGAGGGAGCCGCGACUGCUGCCCUGCCUGCACUCGGCCUGUAGUGCCUGCCUCGGGCCCGCCGCGCCCGCCGCCCCCAACAGCUCGGGGGACGGCGGCGCGGCGGGCGACGGCGCCGUGGUGGACUGUCCCGUGUGCAAGCAACAAUGCUUCUCCAAAGACAUCGUGGAGAACUACUUCAUGCGGGAUAGUGGCAGCAAGUCUUCCUCCGACGCCCAGGAUGCGAACCAGUGCUGCACCAGCUGUGAGGAUAAUGCCCCAGCCACCAGCUAUUGUGUGGAGUGCUCGGAGCCACUAUGUGAGACAUGUGUGGAGGCUCACCAGCGGGUGAAGUACACCAAGGACCACACUGUGCGCUCCACUGGGCCAGCCAAGUCUCGAGAUGGUGAACGCACUGUCUAUUGCAAUGUGCACAAGCAUGAACCCCUUGUGCUGUUCUGUGAGAGCUGUGAUACCCUCACCUGCCGGGACUGCCAGCUGAACGCCCACAAGGACCAUCAGUACCAGUUUCUGGAGGAUGCAGUGAGGAACCAGCGUAAGCUCCUGGCCUCAUUGGUGAAGCGCCUUGGGGACAAACAUGCCACACUGCAGAAGAGCACCAAGGAGGUUCGCAGCUCGAUCCGCCAGGUAUCUGAUGUGCAGAAGCGCGUGCAGGUGGAUGUCAAGAUGGCCAUCCUGCAGAUCAUGAAGGAGCUGAACAAGCGUGGCCGUGUGCUGGUCAAUGAUGCCCAGAAAGUGACUGAAGGGCAGCAGGAGCGUCUGGAGCGGCAGCACUGGACCAUGACCAAGAUCCAGAAGCAUCAGGAGCAUAUCCUGCGCUUUGCCUCUUGGGCUUUGGAGAGUGACAACAACACAGCUCUGCUGCUUUCUAAGAAGCUGAUCUAUUUCCAGCUGCACCGAGCCCUCAAGAUGAUUGUGGAUCCUGUGGAGCCACAUGGUGAGAUGAAGUUUCAGUGGGACCUCAACGCCUGGACCAAGAGUGCUGAGGCAUUCGGCAAGAUUGUGGCGGAGCGUCCUGGUAGCAACUCCACGGGCCCUGCGCCCAUGGCUCCUCCAAGAGCCCCAGGGCCUCUGAGCAAACAAGGAUCUGGUAGCAGUCAGCCAAUGGAGGUACAGGAAGGUUAUGGCUUUGGGUCAGAUGAUCCCUAUUCAAGUGCAGAACCACAUGUGUCAGGCAUGAAACGGUCCCGCUCAGGUGAGGGUGAGGUGAGCGGUCUCAUGCGGAAGGUGCCACGGGUGAGCCUUGAGCGCCUGGACCUGGACCUUACAGCUGAUAGCCAGCCGCCCGUCUUCAAAGUCUUUCCAGGCAGCACCACUGAGGACUACAACCUCAUAGUUAUUGAGCGUGGUGCUGCUGCAGCAGCUGCUGGUCAGCCAGGGAACGUGCCCCCGGGAGCCCCUGGUGCGCCACCCUUGCCUGGCAUGGCCAUUGUCAAGGAGGAAGAGACAGAGGCCGCCAUUGGAGCCCCUUCUGCUGCCACUGAGGGCCCUGAGACCAAGCCUGUGCUGAUGGCUCUGGCUGAGGGCUCUGGCACUGAGGGUCCCCGCUUGGCCUCACCUAGUGGCAGCACCAGCUCAGGCCUGGAGGUGGUGGCUCCAGAGGGCACUUCAGCCCCAGCUGGUGGCCCAGGUACCCUGGAUGACAGUGCCACCAUUUGCCGUGUAUGCCAGAAGCCAGGUGACUUGGUCAUGUGCAACCAGUGUGAGUUUUGCUUCCACCUGGACUGCCACCUGCCUGCCCUGCAGGAUGUACCAGGGGAGGAGUGGAGCUGCUCCCUCUGCCAUGUACUCCCUGACCUGAAGGAGGAAGAUGGCAGCCUUAGCCUGGAUGGUGCCGACAACACUGGUGUGGUGGCUAAGCUCUCACCAGCCAACCAGAGGAAAUGUGAGCGUGUCCUGCUGGCCCUGUUCUGCCACGAACCCUGCCGCCCCCUGCACCAGCUGGCUACCGACUCUACUUUCUCCCUGGAGCAACCUGGUGGCACCCUGGACCUGACCUUGAUCCGUGCUCGUCUCCAGGAGAAAUUGUCACCCCCUUACAGCUCCCCACAAGAGUUUGCCCAGGAUGUGGGCCGCAUGUUCAAGCAGUUCAACAAGUUGACUGAGGACAAGGCGGAUGUUCAGUCCAUCAUCGGCCUGCAGCGCUUCUUCGAGACGCGCAUGAACGAGGCCUUCGGUGACACCAAGUUUUCUGCUGUGCUGGUGGAGCCCCCGCCGCUGAGCCUGCCUAGUGCUGGCCUAAGUUCCCAGGAGCUGUCUGGAGGCCCUGGUGAUGGCCCCUGAAGCUGGGGCCCUUACGGUCUGGCAGCCCAGCUUUGUCCUGUCAUCCCAUCCCCACCCCAACCCUGGUGGCCUAACUCCUAUUCCCUGGUGGCCCCAUCCCCAGUCCCUCACAAAAUGGUUUUUACUUCUGUGGAUUUAAUAAAAAUUUCACCAGUUC
Sciurus carolinensis (gray squirrel) is the source of this 2959-nucleotide messenger RNA. RefSeq names its product tripartite motif containing 28 (gene Trim28). The record is from RefSeq and is a predicted model, not a curated record. The transcript is spliced from 17 exons. The coding region runs from base 310 to 2802 and encodes 830 amino acids. NCBI's taxonomy places the organism in Eukaryota, Metazoa, Chordata, Mammalia, Rodentia, Sciuridae. Gene Ontology annotation, molecular function: protein binding; transcription corepressor activity; zinc ion binding.